AUGAUUAAACUAUGUAUAAAAUAUGUUUUUGAUACAGAACACAAUUCUCAUUCCAGCAUAGUGCCCAAGUAUUACCAACACAUCACAGCCUUGGCAUUUGCAGUAAAGGAGAUCAAUGAAAACCCUCAUAUCUUACCCAAUCUCACGUUGGGAUUCAACAUCUAUGACAGCCAUAACAAUGCAAGGAAGACCUAUUAUGCCACAAUGCUGCUUCUAUCAGCUCUGGAAAGAUUUAUCCCUAACUACAUAAAGAACAACCAGGAAAAUCUAAUUGCUGUCAUUGGGGGACUGGAUGCCCACAUUUCCAUUAACAUGGCAAAUCUAUUGAAUAACUAUAAGAUUCCGCAGCUCAUAUAUGGCUCUGUUCCAUUGAUGAAUGAUGAAACUACAGGGCAUUCCUUCUACCAGAUGGUCCCCCAUGAAGCCCUUCAAUAUACAGGGAUUCUUUCUUUGCUUCUAUAUUUCAGAUGGACAUGGAUUGGAGUCCUUAUAAUGGAUGAUGAAAACGGUGAAAGAUUUUUGCAAACUGUGUUACCACUCUUUUCCCAGAAAGGUGUCUGCUAUGCAUUCAUAAAAAGAGUCCCCCUAUUCACUGAUCACUCUCAAAUUAACCAAGUAGUAGAACACGGUGAGGAAAUAUAUAAUGAAGUAAUGAAUAGUGCAGCAAAUGUUGCUCUGUUUUAUGGAGAAUCAAAAUCAACGGUGUUUUUGAGAUGGAUUCCAUAUUUUGCAGAAAAUCCACCAUGUAUACCAAAAGCUAUGGUAUGGAUAACAACAGCCCAAAUGGAGCUCACUUCACAAGUGUUUCAAAGGGACUGGGAAACAGAAAUAUUUCAUGGUGUCCUAUCCUUCACAAUCCACUCCAGCGACCUCCCAGAAUUCAAACCAUUUGUUGAGAGAAGAAAUCCUUCCAGUACAAAAAGAGACGAUUUCAUCAGGGACUUCUGGCAACAGGCCUUCGGCUGUGUAUUCCCAGAUGCAGAUAUGGCAGAUGUGGAGGAGAAUAUAUGCACUGGGGAGGAGAAAUUGGAGAGCCUUCCAGCACCAUUCUUUGAGAUGAGCCUGAAUGGCCACAGCUAUAGCAUCUACAACGCUGUCUAUGCUAUAGCCUAUGCUUUACAUGACAUGUCCUCAUCUAGACUCAAACAGAGAGCAAUGGAAAGUAAAAGGGGACUGGAGCAUCAGAACCAAAAGUUGUGGCAGCUCCAUCAUUUCCUCAGAAGUGUCUCCUUUAACAACAGUGCUGGAGACACAGUUUCCUUUGACCAGAAUGGGGAGAUAGUGGCUGGAUUUGAUGUGAUCAACUGGAUUGUUUCCCCAAACCAAUCAUUUCACAGAGUGAAAGUUGGAAGGGUGGAUCCCAACCAAGUGUUUACCAUCAAUGCGGAUGCCAUAACAUGGUACAGUGGGUUUAACCAGUCACAGCCACUUUCUUUAUGUAAUGAGAGGUGCCAUCCUGGCUUUAGGAAGAAAGUGAAGGACGGGAAACCAUUUUGCUGUUAUGAUUGCAUCCCAUGUCCUGAAGGGAAGAUUUCAGACAAGGAGGACAUGAAUGAUUGUAAUAAAUGCUCAGAAGAAGAAUAUCCGAACACGAAUCGGGAUAUGUGCAUUCCGAAGGAAGUAAGCUUCUUGUCCUUUGAAGAAACUUUGGGGAGCAUUUUAGUCUGUUUUAUUUUUUCCUUUUCUUUGGCUACAGCUCUGGUGCUGUGGACAUUUCUAAAGCACCAUAGCACACCCAUUGUCAAAGCCAACAAUCGGGACCUCACCUACACUCUCCUCAUCGCCCUUCUCUUCUGCUUCCUUUGUGCAUUGCUAUUCAUCGGAAAGCCUGAGAAGGUAACAUGCCUCCUCCGACAAACAACAUUUGGCAUCAUUUUCUCAGUAGCUGUUUCUUGUGUGUUAGCAAAAACCAUCACAGUAGUUCUGGCUUUCAUGGCCACCAAACCAGGAUCCAAGAUGAGGAAGUGGGUGGGGAAGAGAACAACCACUUCCAUUGUGGCUUUCGGCUCCCUUAUUCAAGCCGCUGUCUGUACUGUGUGGCUGGGAUUCUCACCCCCAUUCCCAGAUGUUGACACACACUCGUUGACUAAAGAAGUUGUACUAGAAUGUAAUGAGGGAUCUGUGUCUAUGUUUUACUGUGUCCUGGGCUACAUGGGCUUCCUGGCUAUUGUCAGCUUCACUGUGGCUUUCCUUGCCAGGAAGUUACCUGAUAGUUUCAAUGAAGCAAAGUUCAUCACUUUCAGCAUGUUGGUCUUUUGCAGUGUUUGGUUAUCCUUUAUUCCCUCCUACCUUAGUACCAAGGGAAAAUACAUGGUUGCUGUGGAGAUCUUUUCUAUCUUAGCCUCCAGUGCCGGUCUGCUUUGCUGCAUCUUUGCCCCCAAAUGCUACAUUAUUGUGUUACGGCCUGAGCUGAACAACAGGGAACAUCUAAUAAGAAAUAAGGCCUGA
Messenger RNA from Zootoca vivipara (common lizard), 2448 nucleotides. The record is from RefSeq and is a predicted model, not a curated record. Lineage: Eukaryota; Metazoa; Chordata; Lepidosauria; Squamata; Lacertidae.